AUGGAUGCUUACUGCAAGGAGAUACAGAAGCUAGAGGCCAAAUCUUAUGGCCUGGAAUUCCAUCAUGUCCUCAAGGACUACAACGCCGCACCAGAUGUCCUCUCCAAGCUUGGCUCCAAACGAGCCCUCGUCCCGGUGGGAGUCUUCGUCCAGGUGCUCAACAUCCCCAUGGUGAAGUUCGAGGAGGAUCCUCCCACCAAGCCAGACUUGGUACUAACCGAGGGUCAGAAAGUACUCAUCAUCAAGUUCGACUGGCGGGCUCCCAUCAUCGACUUCAUCAUCCAAAACAAGUCUUACCCCGAGAAGAAGGAACACAAAAAGCUCUCCAGAUGA
Messenger RNA from Panicum hallii, 333 nucleotides. RefSeq lists its product as uncharacterized. The transcript has a single exon. Bases 1 to 333 code for a protein of 110 amino acids. Lineage: Eukaryota; Viridiplantae; Streptophyta; Magnoliopsida; Poales; Poaceae. The record is from RefSeq and is a predicted model, not a curated record.